Molecule: messenger RNA, 1359 nt
Organism: Penicillium brasilianum
Lineage: Eukaryota; Fungi; Ascomycota; Eurotiomycetes; Eurotiales; Aspergillaceae
Source: the annotation of a GenBank genome assembly
AUGGAGAACUUCCGCGCUUCGCAAACCCCAAAUUCCACACCAUCCUUUACGACCCCGACUGCAUCGAUUCGCUCGCGAAGGCUGGAUUCGGCUGUUGGUGAAACUACAGCACCUACAAAUCGACCUCGGCGGCGCUUCAAAAGCUCCCGGCUUAUCGGGGAGUUUGAGAAGCCAUGGCUAGAUGAUAACAAGAAGAGACCGAACUGGGAUAGCAUAAUCUUCUAUACUUGCGCAUUUAUUGCAUUGGCUGUAUCAGGCUAUAUCUGUUGGUCUGCGUAUGCCGAAGUUCCCAAACACGAAUGGUGCAUGGUGCUGGAUGAUGAUUUUGCUACAUUGGAUAGCAAUGUCUGGAGUCAUGAAGUGCAGCUCAAUGGCUUUGGAACUGGCUCUUUUGACUGGACAACGACCGAUGCGAGAAACUCAUACGUCGACGCCGAAGGUCUUCACAUUGUUCCAACCCUUACCCUCGACGAUACCCACUACACGGAAGCUCAGCUUCUCAACGGCACACUUUUGAAUUUGACUGCGGAUGGCACAUGCACCUAUUCUGUGCAGCGUACGUCCACGCUGGCGGAUUGGAGUUCGUGUGAGGUGCUCAGCAAUUCUACGUCAGGGCAAAUUCUGCCUCCGGUUCGAUCCGCUCGUCUCACUACAAAGGGCAAGAAAACGAUCAAGUAUGGUCGGGUAGAAGUUGUCGCAAAGCUGGCCAAGGGAGAUUGGAUGUGGCCUGCAAUCUGGAUGAUGCCCGAGAAUUCUGUCUACGGCGAAUGGCCAAAGAGCGGCGAGAUUGAUCUCUGCGAAUCUCGUGGCAACGAUGCAGAGACCUACGCUCUCGGGAACAACAUUGUAUCCUCGACAAUGCAUUGGGGAACAACAUAUCUCAAUGAUGCAUAUUCAAAGAGCACGGCCGACUGGGGCGCGCAAAGAACAAAGUACAGCGAUGGUUAUCACACGUACGGACUCGAAUGGACUGAAGACUAUCUGUUCACCUGGCUCGAUGGUCGACUUCGGCAAGUUCUUUACUUCGAUUUUACCAAGAACGAGAACAUGUGGACAUAUGGAGAGUUUGCUGGCAGUACGGUCAAUAAGACUGUCCCCAGCAAUCCGUGGAGCGGUAGUGACCGGAAGAACACUCCGUUUGACCAGGACUUCUAUCUCAUCCUCAAUGUCGCUGUUGGCGGCACGAAUAAUUAUUUCCCUGAUGAGGUUGGUGGUAAGCCCUGGGUGGAUGACAGCUCGAGCGCCAUGAAGGAAUUCUACCUGGCCCAGAGCUCCUGGCUCCCUUCAUGGCUUACCACGGAGGAACGCGGCAUGAUUGUUAAAUCGGUAAAGAUGUGGCAACUAGGAGCCUGCGCAUGA